Molecule: messenger RNA, 8802 nt
Organism: Monodelphis domestica (gray short-tailed opossum)
Lineage: Eukaryota; Metazoa; Chordata; Mammalia; Didelphimorphia; Didelphidae
Gene: IRS2
Product: insulin receptor substrate 2
Biological process (GO): insulin receptor signaling pathway
Cellular component (GO): cytosol; plasma membrane
Molecular function (GO): phosphatidylinositol 3-kinase binding; insulin receptor binding
Source: RefSeq, a predicted model, not a curated record
CGCGAUGUGUUACUCACUGUUCAACUGGGACCGAGACAGGCAGGAGUCGCCGUUGGCGGCGGCAGUAGCACCAGUAGCAGUAGCAGAGGCAGCAACCCCGAGCCACGCCGAGGGAUUCGCAGCUCACCGAAACAGACCUGAACGCGGAGAGGCAGCGGCGGCAGUGACUGCAACCCCUGCAGCAGGACAAGUGCAGUCGCUUAACCUGGAGGACAGCCGAAGCAGUAAAGGCGGCUGCAGCCCAGAGACCGGGGCUAUCGUUUGUGCGUUUUAGGGCAGCCAGAUACACUGGAGAGAGAGGAGCCGCGGGAAGUUGGCAAAGGUGGGGGAGGGAGUGGACUGUGAUCUGUGCAUCUUCUAGCCGACCACCGAAGAUAACCGAUCAUCAGAGGGAAACCCGCUCGGCUCAUCUUCCGAUCCUUGCUUUUUUUUUUUUAAACCUUUGGGGAAAGAGACGCUUUCACUUGCGAGAGUGAAGGGAAGCCAUCCCUAACCUCCCAUCCCUAAAUCACUCCCCCUCCCCAAAUCACCCCUCCCUCUGCCCUCCCUUCCCCCUAUCCCUGUUGCCUUCGCGACUGGAUUGAGGUGGUAAGGACUGCACCCUCCCGGGAGGAUGGCCAGCCCGCCACUGAACGGGCUCCUGACCCCGGCGAAUUCCUCCAACGGAGGAGGAGGUGGCGGCGGUGGCGGCACCAACCUCAACAACAACAACAACAACAACAACCACAGCGUGCGGAAGUGCGGCUACCUGAGGAAGCAAAAACAUGGGCACAAACGCUUUUUCGUGCUUCGGGGCCCGGGGAGCGGUGGCGAAGAGCAGGGCGGUGGGGGAGCCGGGGGCCAGCCACCCCUGCCCGCGAGGCUGGAGUACUACGAGAAUGAGAAAAAGUGGAAGAACAAGUCGGGGGCCCCGAAAAGGGUGAUCGCCUUAGACUCUUGCCUCAACAUCAACAAGCGGGCGGACGCCAAGCACAAGUAUCUGAUCGCCCUCUACACCAAGGACGAGUACUUCGCCGUGGCAGCCGAAAAUGAGCAGGAGCAGGAGGGCUGGUACCGAGCGCUCACCGACCUGCUCAACGAGGGCAAAGCCGCCUACGACUCGAGCUCUCUCUACCCACACUGCCUGUCCGGCACCUCAUCGGCCAGCGCCUCGUCCUGCAGCGCCUCCCUGCCUGGUUCGGGCGGCAGUGGUUCCUUCGGGGCAGCGGCUGAGGAUCUCCACUAUGGACUGAUCACCCCAGCGAGCGCUGCGUACCGGGAGGUCUGGCAGGUGAACCUGAAACCCAAAGGACUGGGUCAGAGCAAGAAUCUGACUGGGGUGUAUCGGCUUUGCCUCUCCGCGCGCACUAUCGGUUUUGUAAAGCUCAACUGUGAGGUGCCGUCGGUCACCCUACAGCUGAUGAACAUCCGGCGCUGUGGCCACUCCGACAGCUUUUUCUUCAUCGAAGUGGGACGCUCUGCGUCCACUGGUCCUGGUGAGCUCUGGAUGCAGGCGGAUGACUCUGUGGUGGCCCAGAACAUCCAUGAAACCAUCCUGGAGGCCAUGAAAGCCCUGAAGGAGCUGUUCGAAUUCCGUCCCCGAAGCAAAAGCCAGUCCUCAGGCUCCUCAUCCACCCACCCCAUCAGCGUCCCGGGCACCCGGCGUCACCACCACCAUCAUCUGGUCAACCUGCCUCCCAGCCAGACUGGGCUCCUGCGUCGCUCCCGAACCGACAGCCUGGCCGCCACGCCUCCCACCACCGGUACCCCCAUUUCGACCCAGGCCUCUGGAGCUGGGAAGUGCAACUCCUGUCGGGUACGCACGGCCAGUGAGGGCGAUGGCAGCAGCAGCGGGGGUGCGGGAGGGGUGGGCUGCAGGCCAGUUUCAGUGGCUGGCAGCCCCAUGAGUCCCGGCCCGGUGAGGACUCCCCUAAGCAGGUCCCAUACUCUGAGCAGCAGCUGCAGCGCCUCCAUGCGACCUAAUAAGAUGAUGUUAGCUCCGGCUGGGGGCCCCCUUCAACACAGUCGAUCCAUGUCUAUGCCGGUAUCCCAUUCACCUCCGUCUGCCACCAGCCCUGGCAGCCUCUCCUCUAGCAGCGGGCAUGGCUCAGCUUCUUACUCCCUGCCUCAAGGACAACAUCCACAUCCACACCACCUUCACCACCACCAGGGCCAGCGGCCCUCUAGUGGCAGUGCUUCUGCUUCUGGCUCCCCCAGUGACCCAGGCUUCAUGUCCUUGGAUGAGUACGGCUCUAGCCCUGGGGACCUGCGGACCUUUUGCAGCAACCGAAGCAACACUCCUGAGUCCAUUGCCGAGACCCCACCAGCGAGAGAUGGCAGUGGGACUGAACUAUAUGGAUACAUGACCAUGGAAAGACCCCUAAGCCUAUGUGGCCGAACAUACCGAAGAGUGUCCGGGGAAGGGGCCCUAGACUUGGACAAAGGUCAUAGAAAGAGGACUUACUCCCUGACCACACCUGCACGACAACGUGCAGUGCCCCAAGUCUCCUCUGCCUCCCUUGAUGAAUAUACUCUGAUGAGGGCCAGUUUUGCCGGCAGCUCAAGCCGCCUUUACCCAGCCUCUUCUCCCAAAGUGACCUACAACCCAUACCCGGAGGAUUACGGGGACAUUGAGAUUGGCUCCCAUCGGAGCUCCAGCAGUAACCUUGGAGCAGAUGAUGGCUACAUGCCCAUGACUCCUGGAGUGGCCCCACUGGCAGGGGGCAGCAUUGGAAGCUGCAAAAGUGAUGACUACAUGCCCAUGAGUCCCACCAGUGUCUCUGCUCCCAAGCAAAUAUUGCAGCCACGGAUGGCAGCAGCCUCUUUGGCUACAGGUGCAGCAUCCCAAGCAGCCUCAUCAGCAACAAGUGGAAGAGGCUCCCCGAUGAAUGGUAGCAGCUACAAGACCAGUUCUCCAGCUGAAAGCUCUCCUGAGGACAGUGGGUACAUGAGGAUGUGGUGUGGUUCCAAGCUCUCAGUGGAGAGCUCUGAAGGCAAGCUACUUCCCAAUGGAGAUUACCUUAACAUGUCUCCUAGUGAUGCAGGAGCUUCUCUCACCCCACCUGACUUCUUCUAUGACUCAGUCCCAUUGCCUGGUGGUGGAGAACCACCUAAGGGGGUCCCAGGCUGCUGUUACAGCUCACUACCCCGUUCUUAUAAAACUCCCUGUCCUAGAAAUGGGGAUAGUGACCAGUAUGUAUUCAUGAAUUCUCCAGUGGGGAGGAGGAUUGUGGAAGAGGAGCAAGAGCAGCCAAGUCUGCAGCCACUGCCCAACACAACUACCCCCUGCACCCAGCCUACCAGGCCCUUUGUAUCUAAUGGGGGCAGCCACUCCCAACCUCACCACCUAGUGCCUUCAGCAGUUAGGCAGAGUGGCAGUAGCAGUGGCAACAGCAACCGUCCAGAGAGUUUCCUCAUCCAGCGUUGCAGAGCAGUCCGGCCCACUCGUCUGUCCCUAGAGGGGCUUAGAACCCUUCCUAGCAUGCAUGAGUAUCCACUGCCACCUGAGCCCAAAAGCCCAGGUGAAUACAUCAACAUUGACUUUAGUGAAUCUGGAGCCCACCUUUCACCACCUCCACCUCCCCUGCUAACUUCAGCAGCCUCAUCAUCAUCACUACUCUCAGCUAGCAGUCCAGCCUCUUCAAUGGGUUCAGGUACCCCUGGCACCAGUGGUGACAGCCGGAGGCGCUCUCCCCUCUCUGACUAUAUGAACCUUGGCUUUGGCUCACCCAAGUCACCCAAAUCUGGCACUGAGGGUGGUGGCUCUGUGGGCUCUUUGGAUGCCUUGAUGUCCCCUGAGGCUUCCUCACCCUGCCCACCACUGCCAACACCACCUGCCUCCUCUACUUCCUCCUCACAGCAGCAGCAACUACCACCUCCACCACCAGGAGAGCUAUACCGCCUGCCUCCAGCUUCUUCUACCUGCCACCCAACCCCUGUCUCUGCCUCCUCCCCUUCUUCUCCCCCUGAGACAGAGGAUAGUGGUGACUACACCGAGAUGGCCUUCGGCAUAGCCGCCACUCCACCACAGCCCAUUGCAGCACCUCCGAAGCCAGAAAGUGCCCGAGUGACCAGCCCUACAUCUGGUGUGAAACGACUGAGUUUGAUGGAGCAGGUGUCUGGUGUAGAGGCCUUUCUCCUGGCCAGCCCACCCCCAGAUCCACACCGGGGUGCCAAGGUCAUCCGUGCUGACCCACAGGGGGGCCGCAGACGCCACAGCUCGGAAACCUUCUCCUCGACCACUACUGUGACCCCUGUGUCCCCAUCCUUCGCACACAAUCCUAAGCGCCACAAUUCGGCCUCUGUGGAAAAUGUCUCUCUCAGGAAAAGUGGCGAAGGGCCCAGUGGCAAUGGUGGUGAGAGUCUUGGAGGAGGUGAGGAAGAGCCAUCUACAUCUCCUCACCCUCGGCAACCAUCACUCCCUCUGCCACCUCAGUCUCAGCAGCUGAGGUGGACACAAAACCAACAUGGAGCAUUAGUUGGUUGCCCUGGGAGCAGUGGCUCUCCUAUGUGUCGGGAGACAUCAGCAGGCUUCCAGAAUGGUCUCAACUACAUCGCCAUUGAUGUUAGAGAUGAAGCUGGCCUAUUGUUACAGCAGCAGCAGCAGUCUGGAGACAAGAAUUCCUGGGCCCUGACCCGUGGCCUCAGUGGCCUCAUCAAUGGUGGAAGUGGCAGCAGCACAGGUGGUUGUGUGGGGCCAGGCUCUGGACCCUUGCCCACAACCAACACCUAUGCUAGCAUUGACUUCAUGACCCAUCACCUGAAGGAGGCUACAGCUGUGAAAGAGUGAAAAAUCUGGCUAGAUCACCAUGACCUCAUACACCGGAGUAUAACGUUAACAACAGAAGCUGCUCAGCAUUUGUUAUUUCUUAAUCUGAAGCUGCUUAUGGUUUACUUUUCUUUUCUGAUCUGGGCAGUGCUUAACUUUUGAGAUGAUAAUGGACUACAUUGGACAAGGAGUCAUCAAAGAAAGGAAAACGACCUGCCUCACUUGUUUCCUGUUUUUUGGCAUCUAUCAUCAUGCUGCUGUUUGAGAAAGUUAAUUGAAGAAGCUACUCUAUAAAAAUCUGGACCUUUUUAGCUGGCCACCUAAGGGUUGGCCAAUGCCUUCAUUUCCUUCUUUCUUUCCUCCUUUUUUUCCCCCUUUUCUCGCCCCUCCCUACCCUUAUAAAGACAAACUGUAUUUAUCCCUUAGCAUGCUAGGAGAUUCUGUUAGCCCCCACUGAAGCAGUAAAAUCUGGUAUUUACUGGUAUACUCUCAAAACUACCAUAGUCCUACCUCAGUUCAAAGUAAAACCGGAUUUGUAUUGUUGGGGUAUGGCAGGACCUCCUUUCUAUUUCUAUGCUGAAUGUUUCUGAAGAAUGGUCAUCAGCCUUAUUGAACUUACUCAAGUGUAUACAUACAGCAGCUUGCUGGAUCUCAGUUUCACUAGCUGUAGGGUUCCUUUAGAGACAGAAAGCUCACAAUGGAACUGAACCGUCUCAGUAAAUGAACAUUUUAUGUUUGGACUUUGAAGAUGGAUGCAGAAUAGUUCUAAUGUGUAACUAAAGCAACCUAAGUUAAAAUUCAUAAAACUCUAUAGGGGUUGAAGUGGGGGUGGGUGGGGAAAGGGGGGCUGGGAAGGGGCUUGGGGAGGGAAUGAGUAUCUCUUUUUUAUUUGACAGACUUGUUUAAUCCUCUCUAUGUAGAUGUUUAUGUAGGUACUUCGAAUUGCAAAAGCCUUUUAUCUUCUUUACAAGCUCAAAUUUCUCUGCUACCCCUAAUAUUGAGCUUGCAUUUCUUAUAACCAAAAAUCCACAUAGGCAUGCUAGCAAUGCAAGGGUGGUCAUGGGUGUUUGGCAGAUAAAAAUAUUAUCUUUAAUGUAACGCUAUCAUGGCGGCCAAUAUGGCUGCUUUGUACAAAAAGAAAAAUGAGGCAUUCCAGCCACAGACGUUAAGGGAAAAAGAAGGAAACACUGCAGUACUUGUCACUUGUCUCAAAGUCUUGACAAGGCUACCCAUGUUUUAUGUUUUCAGUGUUCUGAAAAUAACAGUAUUGUGGCAAAUAUCACAGAUGUCACGUAGAACUGCUGACUCAGACCAGCAGAAUCUUAUGUCAUCUUGCUGCUCCUUUGAGAAAUUCGAUUGGAGAGGUGGCAUACCUUUUUCUCCAUGGGUACAGCCCCAGUGUCUGCCUUCUGAUGGUCACGUAUGUAUUACACAAAGUCAGUGUAGAUGUGAAACUUUUGAGAAGUUUCAUGCUAUGGGAAAAAAAUAAAUACAUAUGAUUACAUCAUUGUGAAAAAAUGCAUUAAUCCAAUGAGGUUUAUUUGAGGAAGACCAAAAAAUUAAAUGUCUUACAAAUCCAGUUAACGGCAAUGCAAAAGUCUUCCUGCUUCCAUGCUGAACUUUUAGAACAGAGGAUUGUAUUACAAGACAAAGAUGAAUGUAAAGUAAUCCCCCGAACAUUUUUAACGUUUUAAUUUUCUGGGAUUUCACAAUGCAGCACUGCAUAGGCCAUACAAUACUAGUUUGAAGGUCAAUUUCAAUGUAUAAUAUGCUUUAUUAAAAGGGUAUAAAAUGUUCUAAAAUUUUUAUUUAGUUUCGGAAAUAAGAUGAUGGGUGAUAUUUGCUAUGUAAUUCCCCAACUAAAAUAGCACUGAAUGUGGAACCUGCUGAACACAAUAGUGUCUUGACUUAUAUUUUGAAGUAGUCCUCUGUACUUAACAGUAAAGUCAUGCCACUAUAGGAAAUGGUUCAUAUUCACACUGCAACUUUAAAAACAAAAAAACAAAAAAAAAGUUGACAAUGUACUAAAAAUUCCUCUAUCCUGUACAUUUCACAAAAGGCAUAUGCAAUAUUUACAUUUUAAUUUAGUUUACAGAAUGGAACCAAAAUGUAUAAAUGUUAUGUUUGCUAAAACUUCACAAUGUAUAUUGGGUCUUUGUACAUUUUGCCUGACUUACCUUAAAUUUAAACUAUUUUUUGCUAUAUAAACUUUAACAGUUAUUAAACAGUGUUUUCUUUUUGGGUACGUAUCGUUUCUGGAUAUCAAGAUGUUAAAUAUAUUUCUUGCUAUUGUGAUAUGACAAGAGACUUAACUUAUCUUGCUCUGUCUUCCAAUGUACACGCUGUAUAUAAGGAUAAAUGUGAUGCUGCUGGAGACAAGAAUUAAUGGAACUAGAAUAGUGCAUUGUAUUUAGUCUGUAUUGAUCAUGGAUGCUCUCCUUAAUAGCCAUAUGCAAUAAAAUAAAAUGCAUUAUUUAUGAAAUGAAGUCUUGAGGACCUGCUUUCUAUAGGGUUUCUGAGUUGUGAUAUAAAACCACUUUACUCUUGCUCUUUUUAGGUAAAUGAAUAAAUAUUAACAUUCUGAAAAUAUUGCAUGCUUUUCCUAUUUUAAUUCUAAUGAGAUUCAAAAAUAGUCUUUCUUAAACAUUUUCUCCAAAAUUGCCACAAAAUUAAAUUUGUAUAAAAUCAGAAGUGCCCCCUAAAAUUUUUUCCUAAAAAAUUAGGGAAACUAAUUCCAAAAAGUAGAUGCAACUUCAGAGAAAACAUCAAAUAAUGUUUUUUGACUGGUCAAAGUCAGAUGGAGACUAAUGAAAAUCAUGCUGCCUUGUUAAAUAGAAAUAUUUAGCAAUGAUUUAUAAAAAACAAAGGCCUUUAGAUUUUUAUUCUUGUCCCCUUUUCACUUUAAUUAAAGUCAUUUGACCAGAGCAUCUGCAAACCAUGAAACUAUUGUGGCUGCCACUAGUUUAUAAAAGGUACAAUAAAAUGAGAGGAUGAAAAAUCCUUGAAAAUUUCAAAAGACAUUUUUUAAAAAAGAUUACCUGGAACUGGUCAUAUUGAAGCAUUUGGGAAAUUGGCAAAUAGCUUCUCUGGGUCACUUAGACAUUGUUUACCUGCUCAUUGGUUAUACUAACUGCCCCGUGAUUGAUAAUUGUUGGUCAAACUGAUCACUAGUCAAAUCUACAUCGAUUGAUUUGACCUCAAGUCACAGUCAAAAUGGUUCUUAAAAUCAUUCCAUGCAGAAGGAUAAUCUUGACUUGUCAUUUUUAAGAACUCAUGCAGGACAGGAAAGGGUCAUGUAGCAUUAACCUGUAAGAAGGGACAAAAAAAAUGACUAGAUAAAUAAUGAAAGAGUUAAUCCAGAUACUCGUUAAGAUAUUGGAACUAUUCAUUUAAAAAUCAAUUUGAAAAUCCUUAGGAAAUCUCAGAAUGCUGGACUGUAAUUCACAGGGAUCAGGAAAGAACCAAUUCAGUUAGGUUAUCUAUUAUAUCAAUUUUAAUAUAUUUUUUAUUCUGACCCGGGUGAUGGGCUCAUCAAUCAACUAAGGAGACCAGUCUAGGGUGGUCCACUAUUUUUAGGAAGGCAAUGAUUGCACUAAAGAGUAUAAUAACUCAGAGUCAACUUGAGAGAAACAUAGCUAGUGGUCCCCAGAAGGGUCAUUCUUGGUUCUAAUAUUAUUUAAUAUCUUUAGCAUUGAUGUGGGUGAUGGGCUAGGCAGGAUACUCAUUGAUUCCAUGAAAAAAACAUGAGUUGAACAGGCUUGCUUACAAUAUCACAGUAAAAAGAAAAAAAUAAACAACAACAAAAAACAAACAAACAACAACAUCAAAAACGCUAGGACUAGGAGUUCUAGUUCAGAGCUGACACCUUGGUUCUGGUGCCAGUUCUGUGAGCAAACUACAUACCUAGCUGUGUGGUCUUAGUUAAGUCCUUUAGAAUGUAAGCUCUUUGAGGGCAAGGACUGUUUUGUUUUUUGUCUUUGUAUGCCCAAAUCCUAGCACAGUGUCUUGUACCUAGUAGCCACUAAAUAAAUGUUUGUUGAAUUGAUGUCACUUCA